This is a messenger RNA of Euleptes europaea (tarantolino), 6780 nucleotides long. It is a transcript of the gene CLIP1, whose product is annotated as CAP-Gly domain containing linker protein 1. The record is from RefSeq and is a predicted model, not a curated record. Bases 98 to 6736 code for a protein of 2212 amino acids. NCBI's taxonomy places the organism in Eukaryota, Metazoa, Chordata, Lepidosauria, Squamata, Sphaerodactylidae. Gene Ontology annotation, biological process: cytoplasmic microtubule organization; positive regulation of microtubule polymerization. Gene Ontology annotation, cellular component: microtubule plus-end; nucleus; cytoplasm. Gene Ontology annotation, molecular function: microtubule plus-end binding. The transcript has 27 exons.
GAGGCCUAUGGCAUAGAAGACUAUACUGCAUCCAUGUGUGUGAAGAGAUAGUUACUGCAAUCAGAAGGGAUAAAAACACCGACAGCGAAAGAAAAAGAUGAGUACGUUGAAACCAAGUGGGCUUAAGGCUCCCACCAAGAUCAGCAAGCCUGGAAUUGCGUUACUGAAGUCAGCUGCAUCUGUUGCUGCUGUCCCAUCAGAAAAGGCAGCAGCCAGUGAGAAGACAUCAAGUGCACCCACCUCAGAAGCACAGGAGGAGUUUGUGGAUGACUUCCGAAUCGGAGAGCGUAUUUGGGUCAAUGGGAACAAACCUGGCUUUAUUCAGUUCUUGGGAGAGACGCAGUUUGCUCCAGGACAGUGGGCAGGGAUUGUGUUGGAUGAACCAAUAGGGAAGAACGAUGGCUCUGUGGCUGGAGUUCGCUAUUUCCAGUGUGAGCCUUUAAGGGGGAUCUUCACGAAGCCAUCCAAGCUAACGAGAAAAGUGGUGACAGAGGAUGAAGCCAAUGGUACGCAGGCAUCGCAUGCUUCUAGAGCCACAUCGCCAACCUCUGUGUCAGCUGCCAGCCUUAUGUCUUCACCCUCAGCAGCAGCCCACCUCCCCUCGACAGGUAUUCCCCACAAAACAUCUCCUGCUGCUGCUAAGGAACACCCGGUUUCUCAAAUUAGUAAUCUUUCCAGAACGGCAAGUGAAUCUAUAUCUAAUCUUUCCGAAGCUGGCUCGCUGAAGAAAGGAGAAAGGGAGCUUAAAAUGGGAGACAGGGUUCUGGUUGGUGGUACGAAAGCUGGAGUCGUGCGCUUCCUGGGGGAGACCGACUUUGCUAAGGGAGAAUGGUGUGGAGUUGAAUUAGAUGAACCACUGGGGAAGAAUGAUGGAGCUGUGGCUGGAACUAGGUACUUCCAGUGCCAACCCAAAUAUGGCUUGUUUGCCCCCGUCCAUAAAGUUACCAAGAUCGGCUUCCCGUCCACCACGCCGGCAAAAGCCAAGGCAGUCAGGAAGGUCAUCGCCACUCCCUCGAGCCUGAAGCGCAGCCCGAGUGCCUCCUCCCUCAGCUCCCUGAGUUCCGUGGCUUCAUCCGUAAGCAGCAAGCCAAGCCGUACAGGACUAUUGACAGAAACAUCUUCACGGUACGCAAGAAAGAUUUCGGGCACCACCGCUCUGCAGGAGGCGUUGAAAGAGAAGCAGCAGCACAUAGAGCAGCUCCUGGCCGAGAGGGACCUGGAGAGAGCCGAGGUUGCCAAGGCUACCAGUCACGUUGGGGAGAUAGAACAGCAGCUGGCGUUGGCACGAGAUGGGCAUGAUCAGCGUGUACUGGAAAUGGAAGCAAAGAUGGACCAAUUGCGGGCCUUGGUUGAAGCUGCUGAUAGAGAAAAAGUAGAACUGCUUAACCAGUUGGAGGAGGAAAGAAGGAAGGUUGAAGACCUCCAGUUCCGGGUAGAAGAAGAAUCCAUUACCAAAGGCGACUUAGAGCCAAAGAGGCAGAUUUCUGAAGAACCCGAGAAUACGCAGACCAAACUGGAGCAUGCCCGCAUUAAGGAGCUUGAACAGAGCCUGCUCUUUGAAAAGACCAAAGCUGACAAACUCCAGAGGGAGUUAGAAGACACUAGGGUGGCCACUGUAUCUGAAAAAUCUCGGAUCAUGGAACUGGAAAGAGACCUGGUGCUGAGAGCGCAAGAAGUAAUGGAACUGCGGGCCAAAUUAGAGUCCUGUAAGCCCGUCAGUAACGUGGACACAUCUCUCUCCCUGUUGCAAGAAAUCAGCGCUCUGCAAGAAAAGAUGGCAUUGCUAAGCAAGGAACAUGAAGGUGAGAUGAAGUCUCUGAAAGAGAAGCUAGAGAUCAGUGAAGAAUCUUAUCGGAAGGAAAUCAAAACCUUGCUGGCAUCAAAUGAGAAAAUGGCGAAGGAGAGCGAGUCACUGAGAGCAAAGUUGGAUACUGCCCACAAGGAGAACUUGGAGGUGAUCGAUCAGUGGAAAGCCAAGCUACAGUCUGUGAUGGCUUCCCACCAGCAAGCCAUGGAAGAGCUGAAGACCUCUUUCAGCAAGGGGGCGGGGGCUCAGAUGGCUGAAUUUGCUGAGCUCAAGACCCAGAUUGAGAAGAUGAGAGCGGAGCACCAGAACGAAAUGUCAAGCCUGAAACUGAAACAAGAAGACGAGAGGUCGCAUCACCAGAAGGAGAUGGAAGCUCUGAAACUGAAGCUGCUGGAAGCCGCCGAGGAGAAGGAGAGGAGCUUGGAGACCCUGAAGACCAAACUGGAAAGUGCCGAAGAUCAACAUCUGGUGGAAAUAGAAGACACGCUGAACAAGCUGCAGGAAGCCGAAAUAAAGGUAAAGGAGCUGGAGGGUUUCCAGGCCAAGUGCAAUGAACAAGCCCGGGCUAUGGAUGAAUUCAAAGCAAAGGUGAAAGCUGUGGAAGCAGAGCUCUCGGAACUGGAUGCCCUUCGGAAGGCUGGUUCAGAAGGUAAACUGGAGCUGGAGAAACUUAGCCGGGAGCUCAAGGCAGCUGAGAAAAAGAUUCAGAAUUUAGAGAAUGAACGGAAUAAUGAAAGUAGCCAGGCUGUUAAUCUGAUCAAGGAACUGGAAGGGAAAGAACAAAAGCUUCUUGAGCUUGAAAAUAACUUGGGUACAGUAAAUCAACUUAAAGACUCUUUGGAAAAGGAACUUCUGGACCUGAAAGGAAAAUUUACUAAGGCUGCAGAUGAAGCAGAAAGUGUGCAAAAAUCUAUGCAAGAAACUGUUGAAAAACUAAACCAAAAAGAACAGCAAUUUGCACUCAUGUCAUCCGACCUAGAUCAACUAAGAGCUGCCUUGACAACCAUGGACAGGAAACUGAAAGAGAGGGAAGACAAAGAACAGCAGCUGAUUGAGGCCAAAGCCAAACUUGAAAAUGAUAUUACAGAAAUAAUGAAAUCCUCGGGCGAUAGUUCUUCUCAGCUGAUGAAGAUGAAUGAUGAGCUGCGGUUAAAAGAAAAACAGCAAGAGGAAUUGCAGCUUCAGCUCACCAAUGCGAACGAAAGGGCUGCUCAGCUGCAGGAGAACAUGGAGCAAGCAUCACGUCAAGCUGAAGAGAGACAACAAGACGCACAGAAAAACCAUCAGGCCGAGCUGAAAAAGUUGCUAGACAAGUUAAGCAGCCUGGAGAAGAAAAUCGCAGCUAGCCAAUAUCAGUAUAAGGACUUGCAAGCAACGCAUGAAAAAACACAGUCUGAGAUGGCUGCCCAGCACAAUGCAACCAUCAAAGAUCUUAAACAACAUCUUCAGGAAACAGAUCAGAGUUUGGCAAAGUCACAAAAAACAAACAACGAUUUGAAAAAACAGGUGGACGAGUUGAAAAAGGAAGCAGAGCAUGCAAAGUCCUUAACCUCUAUGUUAGCUGCAGCCAGAAAAGAGAUUGAACUAAUGUCAGACGAGAUGAGGGCUUUGAUAUCAGAGAAGGAGUCCCUGGCGCAGGAGGGCAAUGCUUUAAAGUUAGAAAAAGGUUCCUUGUUAUCAAAACUUGUAGAGUUGGAGUCCAAAGUUGGGUUGUUAAAACAAGAUCAGGAAAAGCUUUGGACAGUGAACGAAGAACUUAACUUAGAGAACAAAAAAACCUCAAAGGAGAAACAAGAAGCCGAGAACAAAAUUCAGCAGGAAAAGGCAAAGAAUGACAAGCUGCUUUCUGAGAAAGGAAAGCUGCUCUUGGAAAUCGAGGCAGCCCAAGAUGAUCUUCUGAAGAUAACUAGAGAGAAUGAUGCUCUGCGCACUUCGAAAGCAACUCUUCUCCAGCAGGUGAAUGAGCUUCAGACCCAUAAUAAUUCCUUGGCGGAGGAGCAUCAGAACCACAUCAGCCAAAGGGAAGAGCUAGAAGACUGUCAGAGGAAGCUCCUGGAGGAAAAUGCUGCCCUUCUCAAAGACAAAGAUGAUGUCAUUGAGAAGCUGAAGAAUUCUUAUGGCGACAUGGCCAGAGACCAAAAGGAGCUCCUCCAGGAAAUCUCCACGCUGGCUGCCGAGAGGGAUUCGCUGUUAGUGAAACACUUAAGUCUUGAAAACAAAGAUGAGGCUUUGAAAAGGGAAGUGGACAGCUUGAGGCAGACUAGCCAGGAUCUCCAGCUGGACAAGGAGGCCCUCUUGAAAAGCCAGGAAGAACUGCGUAGAAGCUUGGAGCAGGCUCUGAAUGAAAAACAGAAACUUGGUGGGAAAGUGGAAGGCCUGCAGGCUGAUCUGGAAGGGGCAAACAAAGCGCUUAAGAAGGUCACUAAAGACAAUGCGCAGUUGCAGGCCUCUCAUGCCAGUCUUUCGAAACUGCUGGAGGAGAUUAAGACCAGCAGGGAGACAACAGACUCUGAGUGCAUCCAGUUAUUACAAGAGAAGGAUGCCUUGGCUUCGUCCGAAAGGAGGCUUUUGGGCGAAAGAGAAGAUCUUCUGAAUGAAAACAAGGCGAUUUCAGAAAAGCUGGAUAAAAUCUCAGAAGAGUCGGCCCUUGUUGAGAAAGCAUUGAACGAGAAGCUAAACCAGGUGAGCACAGAGAAAGAACUAACGUAUCAGAAAUACACAAAGCUUAAAAAGCAGAACGAGAGUCUUGCCAAGGACAAGGCCACACUGGAGGCGAAAUGCGCCGAGCUCCUGGCAGAAAAGCAGUCUGCCGCCAAAGCCCUGUGCGACUUGAAGAGGAAGCACGAAUUGGACAUCUCCGCCAAGCGAGUGCUGACCCAGGAGAAGGCCAAACUUCAGGGCAGUGUUGAAAUUCUGAAGCGGGAGCUUGACCUGAAAAUGGAAGAGAACCAAGAGUUGGUCAGCUACAAGUGUGAGCUGUCCUCCAUCUUGAAAGAGACUCAGAGUGCCAAAACUGUGCUAGAAAAUGAGUAUUCUGCUCUGCUUCAUGCGAAGCAGCUGCUGGCAGCCUCGUUUAAGAGCGGCUGUUCGGAGAAGGAGCUCUUGAACCAAGAGAAUACCCGGCUGCAAGAAGAGAGCCAAAGGUUAAACAAAGAGUUCAAGAGAGUUCAGGACAGCCUAACCAUCGAGCAGGAAGGUAGGAGGCUAGAGAAGGAGUCUUUUCUGGUGGAGAACACAAAGCUUCAGAACAGCGUCAGUUUCUUAGAGAGGGAGAAGGAACAGAUGACGUUUAGGAACAGAGAGUUGCUGGCUGAGAGGGAACAACUGGAACAAAAGAGGUUAAAAUCUGAAUCCAAGCUAGAGGAAAUCAUGAAAGAAAAGGAGAUCCUUAGUGUUGAAACAGAUCAACUUGCAUCCAGCAUCGAAAAACUCAAGAGCGAGUUUGCAGCACUGACGAAAUCAAAGGUGGAACUCCAGGAAUUGCACAAUGGUGUCUCUAAGAUCCUAGAAGAUCUCCGUUCCAGCCAUGAAACCUCAGAACUGGAGCGCGCUAAGCUUAUUCAGGAAAAUGAGAUUCUGCUUUCAGAGCAGAAGAAUCUGGUCUCAGUAAAGGAGGAGAUCUUGAAAGAGAAGGAAAAGUUUUCCAAAGACUACUGUAAACUGCACAAGGAAGUCACGCUCUUAGCACAGGCUAACAGUGAGGUGUCAGCCAGCCUCUUGGAGUUUCAGAACAAAAACCUGGAACUGCAGAAGGAAAAGGAUGAGCUUGCCUUGAAACUGAAAGAAAUCGAGAGUCUCCAGCCACUGGCGGUAACCCAGAGAUCUGAGGCUGCACAACCAGCUGAAGGUGUUUUGCAGAUGGUUGAGCAAGUGACCAAAGAGAAGGGUGACCUUCAGAAAGAGAAGAUGGAGGCUGUGGCUUCACUGGAGGAUUCCAAACGAGCCAACCAGAAACUGCAGAAGGAGUUGGAUACCCUUAAACAGAACAGUGUGAAGAACCGAGAGGAGCUUAACAAGUGGAAGGAGCUCCUGGAUACAGAAGGGAAGAAAAUGGAGGAGAUGAGAAGAGAACUAGAAGCACUGAAGCUGGCAGAGGCUGAGAAGUCCCAGCAGCUUGCAGCAUUGCAAGAAGGGAACGUUAAACUUGCUGGGGAGUUGGGCAAAGGUGAAGUCACGGGUCAUCAGAAGCUGGACGAAGAGAGAUCUGUCCUCAAUAACCAGUUGUUAGAGAUGAAAAAGAGCUUGCCCAGUAUCACUUUAAGAGAAUCCGAGUUAAAAAAAGAAAUUGAUGCCGAGAGAACUUCUUUACAGAAAUCCAUCAGUAUUACUAGUGCCUUGAUCACAGAGAGAGAUGAAGAGCUGGAAAAACUCAGAAAUGAGGUCACAGUACUUCGUGGAGAAAAUGCCACUGCGAGGAGUUUGCAUUCUGUAGUUCAGUCGCUGGAGUCUGAUAAGUUGAAACUUGAGCUCAAAGUAAAGAAUCUGGAGCAGAAGCUCAGGGAGAGCCAGCACCUACCUCCCAGCUCAUCAGAUGACAUAGCUGGUGGCACCAUCGAGGAUGAAAACUCCCAGGAAAGCCAGAUUGACUUCCUAAAUUCUGUAAUAGUAGAUCUUCAGAGGAAAAAUGAAGAGCUGAAAUUGAAAGUGGAAAUGAUGUCUGAGGCAGCUCUCAAUGGCAAUGAGGAAGAAGUUAUUAACUAUGACAGUGAGGAAGAGAACCCGACUAAGAAGAAGCCUCGCCUUUUCUGCGACAUUUGCGACUGCUUCGAUCUUCACGACACUGAAGACUGUCCGACUCAGGCGCAGGCACCAGACGACCCUCCCCAUUCAAAUUAUCACGGCAGCCGAAAAGAAGAGCGCCCCUAUUGCGAAAUCUGCGAGGUGUUUGGGCACUGGGCGACAAACUGCAACGACGACGAGACCUUUUGAUGCAACUGAGGACCAGGGAGAACAAGCUUCGCUCGGUGUGUUUG